AUGACAAUGAAAACAUCUCGUGAAGAAACAAAGCCGAUCGCCGACGGUACUCCGCCGCAAACCUCACCGGCGGCUGACCUAAUAGCCAACAACUUCGACGUCCUCACCCAAAUCCUUCUCCGUCUACCGGCCAAAUCCCUGAUCCGAUUCAAGUCCGUGUCCAAGCACUGGUUCUCUCUCCUCUCCGACUCCCAAUUUGCCUCCGCCCACUCCCGCCUAAAUCCUAAACCCUUGAUCUCGUCCUUUUAUUUCUACUACAACGAAAGACUCGAAUCAGUUUCCCUCAACGGCAGCCCUACCCUUCCCUCUCUCUCCUUCCUACGUCACCUCACAGGUGAUUACACGAUUCUACAGUCGUGCAACGGUUUACUGUCGAUCAAGAACGUACAACUUGUUGAUGAUUGUGUUGAAGCGCAAUACAUCGUUUGUAACCCGAUCACACAGAAAUUCCAUUUACUAGCUCGCCCAGGUGGAGAUUGUGACGAAUCAUGUUGCUUAGCUUUCGAUCCAUCAAAAUCGCCUCACUACAAAGUUGUAUUUCUUGUUUGGCGACUUGGAGUCUCUUUUGUCUCUUUGGAGAUGGAUAUAUACUCAUCAGAGACUGCGUGUUGGAAGAAUAUAUCUUCAAUGGACAAGUUUAGAAAAAUUUUGAAUGGUGCGUUUUGGAAUGGAGCUAUCUAUUGGCUAUGUGACCAAUAUAAUCUGUUGAGAUUUGACGUCGAGACAGAGAAGGUGAUGAUGAUUCCGUACAUGCCAAGUAGUAGUAGUGGUAGAAUUCUCUCUCCAUACAACACUAGGUAUUUUGGAGAAUGCGGCUGGAGUGGCCGUUUGCUUCUGAUUCAGAGUCAAUCGCAUUUUGGCGCGAGAUUAAAAAUCUGGGAGAUGGACAAGGACUACUGCCGUUGGAAUGUCAAGUUUCAUGUCGAUCUCAAGACCUUGAUAGCUGAAUUCCCUGAGAUGGGAAGUAAAACGCGGUGUAAAUUUACAUUGAUGGGUGUUGUCGAGGGAGAGAAGGAAGAUGACUUUGUGCUUAUCUUGGCUAUCCCGGGGAGGCGGUUUGUUAUAAUUACAGUAGUUAUGGUAGAAAGCUAUGGUAAACUCUCAAUAUCAAUCUCUGUAUCAGAGUUGAUCCAACAAUCAUACUGCAGCUACACAACUGUUGAUCGAACUGUCCUAGUAUUGACGUUUGUGCAAAUUGGUAGAAAUUUUUUGUCAAAUUAUGGCACCCCUAAAGAGAAUUUUCGGCUAGCACUUGACUUCAAAUCGGUGUUGGAGACAAGGGGACCCAUAGACAAUCUUGUCUUUUUUUUAGAACUAGUAAGUAGCAAUAUCUAUAUUAUAGACCAGCACAAGGUGUCAUUGGAGGUUGAAGUCAUCCUUAAUCCAGAGGAGGAUUAG
Messenger RNA from Rhododendron vialii, 1398 nucleotides. Its product is annotated as F-box protein At5g07610-like. Gene Ontology annotation, molecular function: protein binding. Bases 1 to 1398 code for a protein of 465 amino acids. The transcript is spliced from 4 exons. The record is from RefSeq and is a predicted model, not a curated record. Lineage: Eukaryota; Viridiplantae; Streptophyta; Magnoliopsida; Ericales; Ericaceae.